GGUAUCGAACCAGCUGGAAAUUAUGUUUUUGUUCUCGAGGGGAACGAGAAGCUUUCAACAGUUAAGAAAGAUGUCUAUUAAAGGAGCACUCAUUGAUCUCAGUGGCACCUUGCAUGUGGAAGAUGAACCUACUCCAAAUGCUGUGGAGGCAUUGAAAAGAUUGCGUGAUUCUGGAGUACUGGUAAAAUUCGUAACAAAUACCACGAAGGAUUCAAAGGCCACUCUUCACGAACGGCUCUGCAGGAUUGGCUUCCAACUGGACCCCUCUGAGAUCUACAGCUCCUUGAGCGCCGCGGUGUCAUACGUGGAAAAUGAGAAACUGAAUCCGUACUAUAUUCUGUCUGAGGAUGCCCGACAGGACUUUCCUCCGGAGGACACUAGGCGCUAUAAGGAUUCAGUUGUAAUCGGUCUUGCACCCAAGGCCUUCAACUAUGACCAGCUAAACGAGGCUUUUAACGUUCUGUUGGAGAACAAGAAUCACAAACUGGUGGCUGUGCAUCAGGGUAAGUACUACAAACGAGCCGACGGUCUAGCCUUGGGUCCAGGGUGCUUUGUCAAGGGUCUGGAAUUCGCUACAGGACGAACCGCCAAAGUGAUUGGUAAGCCCAAUCCUUAUUUCUUUGAAGGAGCUCUGGCUGGACUGGAUCCAGCCUCCUGCGUUAUGAUUGGAGAUGAUGCCAAUGACGAUAUUGUGGGCGCCAUGAGCGUGGGCAUACAGGGAAUUCUCGUCAAGACCGGCAAAUAUUUGCCAGAUGUUAAGCCAUCGCCGCCGCCAACAGCGUUGGUGGAAAACUUUGCCGAGGCUGUCGAUUGGAUAAUACAGAAAAAUCAUUCUUAGACUUAUUUGUUUUUGAAAUUAUUUUUAUCACGUUUAAAACAUAGAUAAAGACGAUUUUUUAAUUUAAAAUAGUUACUUAAUAGGACUUUACUGAUAAUAGUAAGGUUUAGAUAUAAUUAAAUGCUCAAAAUAAGUUCAGUUUUGAUUAUAAAGUAUGUGAAAAACAAUAAAGGACCCAUUUUUAAAGUGUGAACUAUCCA
Messenger RNA from Drosophila yakuba, 1038 nucleotides. RefSeq names its product haloacid dehalogenase-like hydrolase domain-containing protein 2. Gene Ontology annotation, molecular function: phosphatase activity. The transcript has 4 exons. Gene Ontology annotation, biological process: dephosphorylation. NCBI's taxonomy places the organism in Eukaryota, Metazoa, Arthropoda, Insecta, Diptera, Drosophilidae. The record is from RefSeq and is a predicted model, not a curated record. The coding region runs from base 23 to 838 and encodes 271 amino acids.